Messenger RNA from Nasonia vitripennis (jewel wasp), 3128 nucleotides. RefSeq names its product elongation of very long chain fatty acids protein AAEL008004. The coding region runs from base 429 to 1286 and encodes 285 amino acids. Gene Ontology annotation, biological process: sphingolipid biosynthetic process; fatty acid elongation, saturated fatty acid; very long-chain fatty acid biosynthetic process. Gene Ontology annotation, molecular function: fatty acid elongase activity. The transcript is spliced from 5 exons. Gene Ontology annotation, cellular component: endoplasmic reticulum membrane. NCBI's taxonomy places the organism in Eukaryota, Metazoa, Arthropoda, Insecta, Hymenoptera, Pteromalidae. The record is from RefSeq and is a predicted model, not a curated record.
AUAUAUAUAUAUAUAUAUAUAUAUAUAUAUAUAUAUAUUUCUCUCAGCCGAGGAGCUUUUGGCUCAGUGAUACGCGAGGGACUUAGUACAUAUAGGUGUGCGUAGAAGCAAGGAGGGAGACGACAGCAAAGACGAAUUAGAAUACAAUGGACGGGCCAGUUUGAUGGAGGCUAGAAACCGACACGAGACUCUGUCAGUUGUCGCUGGUUCUCCACGGUGGUUGGGCGGGUCGGAGGGCCUCUUGAAUUCCCGAAGACUCCCGACGCGGAUGGAACAUCCCGCGUGAGAUAAGCUCUGCACUGCUGCUUCGUAUCGACGUGAAUCUACCAAGAGGAGAUAGUUAUUUAGUGCGACGUUGAGAUAAGACACAGUGCCCAAAUCGCAGGACUUUGAGAAGGAGUUUGCGUGGACAAUAAUCGGGCAUCAUCAUGGCGACUAUUAUCAGAGAGAUCAUGAGGGGGUACCGCUACAUGAACGAGGAAAUCGCAGAUCCCAGAACGAAAGAUUGGUUCCUCAUCGGAUCGCCAUGGCCGGGUUUGGCGCUUUUGGGUUUUUACUUGCACUUCAUAUACAGGCUGGGUCCUAGCUUGAUGGCCAACAGGCCACCGAUGAAGCUGGAGCUCGUUAUACGAAUAUACAACAUCGUGCAAAUAGUCUUAAGUAGUUAUCUCUUUUACAAGGCCUGCAUACUGGGAUGGCUAAAGGAUUACAACUACUCGUGCGAACCAGUCGACUACUCGGACACUCCGAGAGCCGUCGAGAUUGCCGGCACAGUGUAUCUAUACUUCAUCGUGAAAAUCAUUGACCUCCUCGACACGGUUUUCUUCGUUCUCCGAAAGAAACAGAACCAGAUCUCUUUCCUUCACGUUUACCAUCACACGGGUAUGGUCAUGGGUAGCUGGGGCGGCGUCAAGUACCUGGCUGGAGGUCAUGCCACAUUCUUAGGUCUAAUAAAUUCGUUCGUGCAUGUGAUCAUGUACACACACUACCUGGUGAGUUCGUUCAAGAUCGCGAACCCCUGGUGGAAGAAGUACAUCACGCAGCUCCAGCUGAUCCAGUUCUUCCUCAUCCUCGUGCACUUCUCGCAGCUGCUCUGGACCGAAGACUGCGGCUUCCCACGCUGGCCGGCGGCCAUCUUCAUACCCCAGAAUAUCUUCAUGAUUGUCCUCUUCGGGGACUUCUACUACCAGACCUACGUCAAGAAGAAGCCGCAGAAGAAAGUCGCGGUCGAGCAGAAUGGACAGGCCAACGUCGAGUCGUCCAACGGAAAAGCCAAGAAUCAGUAAUUCGAUGCUGUAGGUGGACGACACUCGAGAUAGGUGUCCAGUACGGAUUCUCAGAUCUCGGAUCAUUCAGAGCCACUGAGAGACACCCCGUUGCUGUCGACGACGAUUUUUCAAAGCUUUGCUUCUGCUUUGCACUGCGGACGGAAUCGUCGUUUACAGCAACUCCGGGCAAUACCAUUGCUGCGAACAGUGAAUUAAGACUUCGAUCGCUUCGCGGAUGUAGCCGCGCAUUGUUUCAUCAAACCGAUCUACAACAUGUUCUCUCCCUCAUACGCGCAUCUCGUCGAUACACUUGUCAAUUCUCUGAUCCUAUCGGAGAAGCAGAGGAAGAUAGCCGCCAGCGAGUCGCACAAUUUUCACGAACUACACCCAGAAGAUGCUUCAUUUGAUACUGCGAUUCUCGCAGGCUUUCAUUCAUAAUGUUAAAUAGUAUACGCUGGUGCCUUCCGAAUGAAAGACUUUUCUGGGUGUAGAGUCUCGAUAUUGUGUAUAGUCCCAAAACACUAGACUGAUAACGAUACUAAUGAGCGUUUUGGAUGUGAAAUACACUGUGUGCAAUACGAUCAUUUAUGCUGCUUGUGUGCAUCGAUUAAUGACACAAUGUCACUUAAUAUUCGCGUUGUGCAAGUCAAUGUAGACUCGAGCUGAGUGAACUGAAUUGAUUGAUACACCUGGCUAAUUUCGAAAUGUGUGUCAAAGAAUUCAAAUGAAGAUAAUAUAUGUAUAGAGCCGAGAGUGCCUGUUUAAUUUUUGUAUACUUUUCAAACGAUACUUAUAUAUUGUUGCACUUCGAGUACGUGAGUCUGAAUGAAAAUCUUGAUUGCAUGAUUUUUUUUUUGUUAUUGUUGUAAAUCGUACUUAAGUGUAAUGGAGCGUUGUUUGACAUCUUUAGUUUUUUGUAAACUGUAUACUAGACUUUACGCGCAAACUUGUUCUCGUUGAUCCAUCGUUUGUCCACGACACUGUAUCAUUACUGAUUUCGAGACGACGAAUUGCAGUCUAAUGUAAUAAACGUCAAGUGCCAUCUUUGUAUACAAUAGGAACUAGUUGUGUAACCACGAAUGAGACGCGAGACGCUAUUUUGUUGAAAUCAAAAAAGUAAUUAAGGCAGUAUGUUAAUUAAAGAUCAAAAUAAGUAUGUGAAAUUUGUAGAUUUAAUAAUCUGCAAUUUAAGAUAUUAAUCACAAAAAAUGUCUUAUCUUUAAAAUCUAAUUGUAAUAGUUAUCGCUAAGAAAUAUACGUUUAAAAUUAAAUUAAAUUUGAUAAAGCCCAAAAAAGCCUCAUAUCGAAAUGCACAUAGUUGGAAUCGAGAAAAACACCAAGUUAUGACAUUGUAAACACGUUACGUUUGAACAUAUUUGAAUGUCAUCCGUUAUGCCUUACAUUUAUCAAAAUGCGUUGACUGCUAGUCUGAACUUUCAGAAUCAACGAUCGUUGGGUUAAAGACAUAAAAAUCAUUCGAUGACAUAACUGGUCUAUGAAAAGAGUUUGGUCAUAGACACGAUGGAGAAAUUCUCGAUCAUAUAUUAUCUUUAAUUGAUUUCUUUGUUUACCAAAAAAUCUAUUGAUUGUGCUUGCUGACCUUUGUUUCCUCCGCAUUCAUUCUCCCAUUGUAUUUAAUUAAAUGUUCAUUCACCUAUCACCUCACUCAAAGGACUAAGCAUCGAUCAUGUUAUAUAAAUACUUGCCAAGCUGUUUUAAACACGGAAUAUAUAUCUUUAUACUGAACGAUAAGAGCUUCUUUCUAGUUACAAACAGUGCUAUAUAAGAACAAAUUUACUGUUGAUCUAUAAGAAUUAUGUUAUGAUUAAUCAAUUUUAUAAAAAUAGUGUUUAACCUCGA